This is a messenger RNA of Cuscuta europaea, 2248 nucleotides long. Lineage: Eukaryota; Viridiplantae; Streptophyta; Magnoliopsida; Solanales; Convolvulaceae. The record is from the annotation of a GenBank genome assembly.
CUAAAUCAUGACACCCUAACGGUCCUAACACAUCCAAAUAAAACCCAAUAAAAUUAGGAGUCAUGCUCCCUUAUGUUCUCUCACACAAAAUCCACCGAGCUUGAAUCUUCCCAGCCUAAAGAAACGCGGGUCACUAAAGGGAUCAUUGCUUUUGCACAGGCUUGAAAUUCCCAGUUAGAAAUUAGCUUUCUCUGUGUUGUGGUGGUUCAAAUAAGGAACAAUGGGUAUCAUAGAGAGGAUUAAAGAAAUUGAAGCUGAGAUGGCACGGACCCAAAAGAAUAAAGCCACAGAAUAUCAUUUGGGUCAGCUGAAAGCCAAGAUAGCAAAGCUAAGAACACAGUUGUUAGAGCCUCCAAAAGGUUCUAGUGGAGCUGGAGAGGGUUUUGAAGUCACAAAAUUUGGCCAUGGACGUGUUGCACUAAUAGGAUUUCCAAGUGUGGGAAAGUCAACCCUGUUGACAAUGCUGACAGGAACACAUUCUGAGGCUGCGUCGUAUGAGUUCACUACUCUUACUUGCAUCCCAGGUAUUAUACACUACAAUGAUACUAAAAUCCAAUUGCUCGAUCUUCCUGGGAUCAUCGAAGGCGCAUCUGAAGGGAAGGGACGUGGUAGACAGGUCAUUGCUGUAUCAAAAUCAUCUGAUCUAGUGUUGAUGGUUCUGGAUGCAUCAAAAAGUGAAGGGCAUCGACAAAUCUUAACAAAGGAGUUGGAAGCUGUGGGUCUGCGUUUAAAUAAGAGACCACCUCAGAUAUACUUCAAAAAGAAAAAAACAGGCGGGAUCUCAUUCAACAGCACACUAACUUUAACUCAUGUGGAUGAGAAGCUCUGCUAUCAAAUUCUACAUGAAUACAAGAUUCACAAUGCUGAGCUCUUAUUUCGUGAAGAUGCCACAGUGGAUGACCUUAUUGAUGUUAUUGAGGGGAACCGUAAAUACAUGAAGUGUGUUUACGUCUACAAUAAGAUUGAUGUUGUCGGUAUUGAUGACGUGGACAGAUUGUCCCGCCAGCCGAAUUCUAUCGUCAUUAGCUGCAACUUGAAGCUAAACUUGGACAGACUACUUGCAAGAAUGUGGGAAGAGAUGGGUCUUGUCAGAGUUUACACUAAACCUCAAGGCCAGCAACCCGAUUUCACCGAUCCUGUAGUUCUUUCAAGUGACAGAGGUGGCUGCACGGUUGAAGACUUUUGUAACCAUAUACAUCGGAGUCUUGUGAAGGAUGUGAAGUAUGUGUUAGUAUGGGGAAUCAGCGCAAGACACUACCCUCAGCAUUGUGGCCUAAGUCAUGUUCUUCAGGAUGAGGAUGUCGUACAGAUCGUUAAGAAGAAGGAGAGAGAAGGAGAAGGUAGAGGCCGUUUCAAAUCUCAUUCAACUGCUCCUGCCCGUAUAUCUGACCGAGAAAAGAAGGCACCAUUAAAGACAUAAUAAGUUAAUAACCCUUAUAAAGUAGAAAAAUGUCUCCUUCACAACAUUAUUUUGUGUCGUUUAUCUUCAUAAAUCUGGCUGGUGAAGACUAACAAUUACUUGAAGUUUGCAAAAGUCAUUGCGUAUUUGGUUUUGGCCCAAAAAAUUGGCGUUCGUGGUUUGGAACUGACAGUGUUCACACCUGUUUCACACUUUCACCCUUACCUGAUUGGGUAAGGCUUUGGAAGAACCGGGUUUGAUGCUAACAGUUUGAUACCAUUUGAAUUAACUAAUUAAGGUUGGAAGGGAGAUUAUCACAAGUUGCCCACAGGGUUGGUUGGUGCUGAAGUGUUGAAGUUGAUAAAAGUGCACAAAACAAAUCAUACUAAAUACGGAGUAGAUUAUUGUGGACAAUUAUGUUUGGAUUUUGUUGCAAUUACGAGUGAACCCUGUUUCAGAACCUCUGUAUUUUUUUUGUUUUGUUUUGGACUCUAACCAGUUCAGUUUGGAAAUAAAACAUAAGACUAGUCAUUUUAGGUCCUAAUCUAAUUACAUACGGGUAGAAGUGAACAUGGUUCUGGUUUUGGAACUGGAAAUGAGCAACUGGAAUCAGGAACUGAACUAGAUCAGAACCAAGCCCGGGUACCUAUAUAUUAUCCCGAUAUAUAUUGGAUCGGAUUCGGAACUGGCCAUUCAGGUCUGUUUCUGAUUCAUUUUUAAAUAAAUAUACUUCCAUAUAUCAGUUUAAUGUUCCCUCUAUCCUCAUCUUUGUCAUUUUCCUGUUUUUGAUUGUCUAAAAAUUUGAAUAAUUUUUAUUUUAAUCAGUUAACUUGUGGUUCAUAUUAUUUC